GAAAUUCGUCUUAGAGUAUGAGCGAUGCACAUGAACUGAUUCCCACGGUUGUGACAAGCGCUGCGAGCGUCUGCAUCUACAGUAGCACGAGAGGUUUGGUCCUUCAGAAUAGACGGUGAGAUACUAAUCCAUACUAAUUCCUAGCGUGUUCAUGUGACCGGUCUCAUGGCCUGAACGCUCCUGCAGUCCACCGCAUUCUGUGAGGCUGCUACCGAUACGUUUACUCGGCGCUAUGAACCUGCGAGCAUUGCACAUCAUGAACGAAGAAACUCAUCUGCCUGCCGUGCAGCACAUGACCCAACACGUUCUCAACCAAUUGCAAGAACAUCGAUCACGAUGUCCACCUAGUCUACGACCAACCCCCUUAUUUGUUGGCGUUCAAGGUCCACAAGGCAGUGGAAAGACUUUCCUAACUUCCCGCCUCCGUGCCCACCUCGCCAAUCCACCACACUCCCUCGCUGUUACCGUACUUUCCAUCGACGAUCUCUAUCUUCCACAUUCUGGACUCCAAAGUCUUGCGGAAAGCAAUCCCCACAAUAUCCUCUUUCAGGGAAGAGGACAGCCAGGAACACACGAUGUGCCUCUCGGUACUUCGGUCUUUAGAAACCUCAAAAAGAUCAAUGAAGUUCAUGCAGGGACUGUGGACAUCCCUAUCUUCGAUAAGAGUCUAUUUAAUGGACAGGGGGACCGCAUAUCUGAUGGCGAGACGGUGAAAGGGCCUGUGGACGUAGUUGUGCUCGAGGGAUGGUGUGUGGGAUUUUUCCCUACGAGUAAAGAGCUCGUCGAAGAAAGGUUGAAAGAACCUGUUCCGACUCUUGAGCCCGAUAUGUUUGACAUGAAAGCCUUCGUGUCCGUGGAUCACGUACUGGCCGUCAACGAGCAAUUAAAGCGAUACGUGGAGUGGUGGAGUGCACUUGAUGCUUUCAUACAGAUAAAGGGGCCUUCGUCUGCACAGCUAUCUAUCAUAUAUCAGUGGAGAUUACAACAGGAACACAAUAUGAAAACUAAGAAUGGCGGAAAAGGCAUGACCGAUGACCAAGUCAAGACCUUCGUAGACCGCUAUAUUCCCGGAUAUGUCUUUUUUGGUGACGGAGUGACAAAAGGAUUUUCAGGCGGUGAAGGAGCGGAAACAGAGCGACUACUACCGUCGUGGAUAGGGAAGGGACUAUCGGUUACGAUUGGUAAUGAUAGAGAGCUCUUACAUGUCAGUAAUUUUUAGAAAUAACGCUAGAAUACAUGAGCUUUCCAGAGGACUGCG
Molecule: messenger RNA, 1258 nt
Organism: Suillus plorans
Lineage: Eukaryota; Fungi; Basidiomycota; Agaricomycetes; Boletales; Suillaceae
Product: P-loop containing nucleoside triphosphate hydrolase protein
Exons: 3
Coding region: 233-1219 (328 amino acids)
Cellular component (GO): cytoplasm
Source: RefSeq, a predicted model, not a curated record